Messenger RNA from Spirodela intermedia, 6072 nucleotides. The record is from the annotation of a GenBank genome assembly. NCBI's taxonomy places the organism in Eukaryota, Viridiplantae, Streptophyta, Magnoliopsida, Alismatales, Araceae.
AUGGAUUUCCGUGGUGUAAUCCUUCUCCUCCUCGUCUUCGUGGGGUACCCGUGGGUUUCGGUGCCUUCCGCGGCGGUGAGGACAAGCGGAGAGGACUACGUGCGGCCGCCGCCACGGGCCACCCUGAACUUGCCCUCGAGGAGGACGAAGCAAUCUUCUGAUCCGCAGCAAGUAAUGGUCCCCCCGCGUCUCAGCUCGCUGAUAUUAUUGGUUUCACCCAUGCAGAUCUAUGAUUGCUGCUCAGUUCGCUGCUCUUCCUAUAAGCUCAUCUAUUUUCAGAAUAAUUCUGUUUUGCGGUGGGUUUGGACUUAAAUCUACCGGUUGGCUGAUGCAGCCGGAGUGUCUGAAAUCGACGGAGAAGCUUUAUAUAGAUGACCUCUAUGGAUGAUUAUCCACAUCUUUGUCACCAUUCUUCCUCCUCAUCUUGUUCCUUUCCUGUAAUCAGUCCACCCGACGUCUCGUUCUUUGUACUGUUGAGAAAUCAUUGGGUCUCAAUCCAAGUGCUGGCACUGUAGUCGCUUUAAACGUUGGCUCUUCGAUCAAACGUGAAACAUGAAAUCGUCCUCGUGUUCCUUGCGAACUCCAUGACCCCACCGUUCCAAAAUUAUUUCAGUUUCUUUCCUUUCUGUGCUGUUGGACAGGUGGCUUAAAAAUUGAAAGAGGGUUUCGAUUAUUUGAUUCUUCCUUCAGGAAAAUGCGAAAACUUCAGGAAAACUCCCUGUCUUUCUCUGAUGUGAUGCCUGGAGUGAUCUUGCACUGUCGAUUACUUUACUAGUUUUAUAUUUCUGUUUCCUUGUAGGACUCCAGCAAUGCCCACAAGCUAUCUUCCCUUUUUUAUCUCACGAUUUACUUGUCGUUGAUUGGGCAAACCGUGGAGCAAUGCUUUCCGCAUCCAAUCAAGCACCUUUCUAUCCUGCUGAGGAUGAAUUUGUUGACUGUUCUACCUCAAGUAUAGGAGACCUCUCUGUUUGACAUUUGAGACUCCAUCGUUUAGAAGGAAAUCACUCUUGGAACUCCAGGUGAUGUAUUUGGGAUCCAAAGUGGUAGUUUAAGAAGAAAUCACUCAAGAAAGGUGGUAAUUUAAAAGAAAUCUUUUUCUAGGUCUUCACAGGCAUCAUUUUAUUUUAUUAAGGAAGAUGAGCUGGUGAAUGAAAGACUGGAAACCGAAUCUACUUGAAUUUCGACGGAUGCCUUUUUCUUUCUUCUCAUUUUGGGUUGCUGCGUACACACCUUGGUCCAAAUUUAUCAAGUGCCAGAAGAUUUACGACAUUUAGCCUUUCUUUUAAGGAGAUCAGUGUUAUUAAAGCAAGUUUUAUAGACAUAUAUGUCUGCAAAGAUUCUAUUCACUAUUUUUUCAAUGAGUUGUGCCAUCAAUCACUUUUUACGAUGUUUCAAAGUCCCUUGUACACUUAUUGUUAGAGUACUUGUCAAAUCAAACCAAGGAAUAUCAGAAUGAAGAAUCUGAUGAGAGUUUGAUCAAGAAGACGAGUUCCCAGAGUGAUUGUCGGUUACAUUCUAUCGUUUUAGCAAAAUGUUAUUAAUGUGUUGAUGAUGUCAGUCUGCAUAAUCCACCAGAGUAUGAUAGUUUUUGAGAACCACUUGUCUGAAAAUUAUUUUUAAACAUUCUCCAAGAAUAACGUUAGGACCACCACUAAUUUUUCCUUUUUGCUCUGAUUUCAACAAAGUUCAAAUUGUAAUAAAAGAUUGCUUUCAAUUCAUAUCUAUUAGGAUACUACAGUCCUAAUUUAGAACUAUGACUAAGGUGUCUAAAUACUCUCAUUACAUUACUUAAAUAAAAAUCCUUAGGACAAUUUGACGAACGAGCACAUAAAAAUUAAUAAAGAUCAAGGCUUCUUUUUGCAGACAAUAGUGAUAUUAGUUUAUUAUUUUUCAUAUAUAAUGAAAAUUUAGAUAGAGGGGGCGGUCGUUCUCUGUUGGCGUGUUUAAUGCUGAUCCUGACGUACAAAGUGAUGAUUCUAUGCUAAAAUUUGUCCCACUCUGACUCAUAGAUUCUUCUUCAUGUUACUAAUUCUGAUCAUAACCACAUGAAUUUAAAGAAACUGGAGAAAAUAUAGCAGUAAUUUGAAGCUAUUGAUGAAAUUAUGGGGCAUGGUUUCAUGGAUAUUUAGAAAACAAUUUUUUGAUGAGGUUUCACUUUCUUCAUUUUCUGGUGAGCUAUGGUCCAUCGAUUCUUAUUUCCUGUCAUAUAAUUCCUUAAUGUAGUCCUUGCAUACUCUAUGGCAAUCACUAGUAACUUAUUCAAAAUGUGAAUUACAAGUAACCUUUUAAAAAUAUUUUAGACAAUUUGGUGUUCUAAAUUAUUUUAAAUCGAAAAAGAAAUCAGAGAUGCAGUUGAGGAUAUGGAAGCACAUACAAGGUUGCCGUGGUAUUUGGAAUUAGAAACACGAAGAGUGGCCUUUUCACAGUUAGAGAGCUUUUCAUAUGGGUUUACCUUAUCAGAGGUAUGAUUCAAGCCGCUAAAUCCCAGGUACUUUAAAUUGAUGGGUAUUGGUCUGACAUGUGUGACACAAAUGCUAUGUUCCUUUAAAUGUUUAAGGUCAGAUAAACAUGGGUGAUCUUUGGUCGUUGAAUUUUGUGGGACUUCUAAAGCUGGGUGGUCCUCUUCAUUAAGGAUAUAUUUUUUAUAUUUUAUCAUAAAAAAAUCAUCUGCAAAAAUUACAAGGCAUGACACGUAUAUGAAUAUUAACGUGAUUAUGAUGUGGACUUGCCAAACAAGAGGUUACAUAAAAUAGAUAAAAUACCAUACAUUCACUGAAUAGUGAAAAUCAAAUUGAUCAGUUCCGUUGAAGUACAAGACAUUAUUUAAUAAAAACAUAGUCCAUCUCUUUCAUUGAUUGUCACCAUAGUCAAAUCAAUCAGUUCAUAUGUGAAUUUGUUAAGUCAUGUUGAAGUCUCUGUGUGUGGAUAUUCAGAUGUAGAUGCAUGUGUGGAUUUAUAUAUAUACUCAUUAACAUGACAGUGAUGGAGGCGCACCAAAAAAACAUGGUAGAAAGGUCUCUGUAAGUCCUGAACGUGAAGUGUAUGUUGAGUAUUAUGACGCUAUAGGUAAAGUAUGAGACAGUGAUAUUUCUCUGGUUGGAGCAGGAAAUAUCUUGGCUCAUUGAACUGGAUGGCUUCGAGGCGCUGGAUUUUGUACCUUUAGGUGAUCCGUAUAUCUGGGAUCCAUUUAUUCUAUCCGAUUGCACAGCCCAUGGCUUUCAAGAUUGCGUCAAAGUCAGAUGAAUGUAAAUCUAUGCUGGGCAUAUUCCUCGUGAAUUGUAGAUUUUGACAAAGUCUCCAUGUAUUCCAUAGUUUUCGUGAGGUGCUAGUUUAUGUCAACCGACUAGAGGGUAACCCUAAUUACUUUCAAGUUGUAAUUUCAGAGACAGAAAUGGAAAAUCUAAUGGAAAUUCUUAUGUUGUCCUCUGCAGAAACGAGAAGCCGAAUUAGUUGUUUCAUAAAAGAAGAACAUUCUUCUUGAUCUUAUGCAUCAAUCAUUUCUAUAGCGGCCUUCGGUUCUGGUCUCGGUUCAAUCAUUUUCCCAAAAGUCUCGGUUCAAUCUGAUGCAUCAAUCAUUUAAUUUAAGAUCCUUAUUGAAAAUCUGAUGGAAUUGAUUAGAACUCAACAACAAUGUCCGCAGAGAGAUUUUUGUUUUGAAGGCAACCCAUAAGUCACGUCCACUGGUGAGGUCCUCGAGGGAUCAAGGCAGUCACCAUCGUAAGGAAUAUUUUUAUAGAAAUAAAUGGAUCUUCUGGAGUAGACAAUAAUGAUGUCAUGUUUCGUUAUGCAUACCUGGUAUAAUUUUACAAGUCUUUUCAAGAGUUUCUAGAAAUAAAAAAAGAGAGGAUAUUUCUGGAUAUUUAAGAGUCACUAUGGAUUAUUCUCUUAGCCCAAAUGUUUUCUUGAGUUUUCUCAGGCUUUAUUUUCCAUCUAACCACAUGCCAGCAGCAUCACCGUUGACUUUACCUCGACGACGUUGAUCUCGCAGGUUCACAUCUCAUUGGCUGGGGGGAAGCACAUGAGGAUCACCUGGGUCACCUCCAGCGAAGCUUCUCCUUCAGUGGUUGACUAUGGGAAGCUGCGUGGCAAGUACACAUCAACUUCUAUGGGAGAAAGCACGUCGUAUACAUUUUUAUUCUACAAAUCGGGAAAGAUCCACAAUGUUGUCAUUGGGCCCCUCGAAGAUGAUACCGUUUACUAUUAUCGUUGCGGAGGGGAAGGCCCGGAGUUUCAUCUGAAGACCCCACCUGCCCAGUUUCCAAUCACCUUCACUGUAGCUGGAGAUCUUGGGCAGACUGGCUGGACUUCCUCGACCCUGGAUCACAUGGACCACUGUGACUAUGAUAUUCAUCUGCUACCAGGCGAUCUAUCAUAUGCCGACUACCAGCAGCAUCUCUGGGACUCAUUCGGGGAUCUAAUACAGCCACUUGCCAGUGCGAGGCCAUGGAUGGUCACCGAGGGCAACCACGAGAAGGAGCUCUUACCACUGUUCAGCUCUGAAUUCCGGUCUUUUAAUGCAAGAUGGAAGAUGCCCUUUGAAGAGAGUGGAUCGCCGUCAAAUCUCUUCUACUCAUUCAACGUUGCAGGGGCGCAUAUAGUCAUGCUCGGUUCUUAUACAGACUAUGAUCAGUACUCUGACCAGCAUAACUGGCUCAAGGUCGGUGAUUUCCAUUUAUAUCCCUUCCCUUAUUUGGAUUUUCUAUGCUUGAAAAAGUAGCAUGGCUGAUUGUUUCAUUCCACUUCUGGCAUGUAAGGAGCCUGAAAACAAGGGAGAAAUAGAAAAAAAAGCACUGACUGUACCUUCUCUCUCUGCUUUCUCGAACCCAUCAGCUAUAAAAUGAGAUAAUAACUUGGUUGGUCUUCUGCUUGAAGAAAUAGGAUGAGUGAUUGUUUCAUUCCACUUCUGUCAUGUAAGGAGCCUGAAAACAGGGGAGAAAUAGAAAAGAAGCACAGACUAUACCUUCUCUCUCUAAUUUAUUGAACCCAUCAGCUGUAAAAUGAGAUAAUAACUUUGUUGAUUUUCUGCUUGAAAAAAUAGGAUGAGUGAUUGUUUCAUUCCAGUUUUGUCUCAUAAGCAGAACCUGAAAAAUGGACUGUAUGUAUCUUCUCUUAGUUGCCAAAUUAGUUAAUACCUCGUUUACACCCGUACUUUGUUUACUUUGAUUUUUGUUGCUGAAAAUGGGAUCAGCAGUAUAAAAUUUUAUUCCACAUCUGGCUGAGAAAAGGGAAGUGAAAGCAGUGAUUGUACCUUCUUUGGUUUUAUAAUUAGAUAAUAACCCAUUUGCAUGCACUCUUUCGGAUGGGAGUUUGACUCCGUUCUCGUCUCUAUCUAGGCUGACCUUGCCGAGGUUGACCGGACAAAAACGCCGUGGCUCUUGGUGCUCUUCCAUGUCCCCUGGUACAACAGCAACCGGGCCCACCAGGGUGAAGGGGACGACAUGAGAGCUUCCCUGGAGCCAUUGCUUUAUGCGGCUGGGACGGAUCUUAUCCUCACAGGGCAUGUCCAUGCCUAUGAACGGACAGUAAGCCAGAGGAAGCCUUCAUCUUCUUCUACUUUCCUCACCUACUUUCUUCCAUCGAACUCGUCAAACUUUGAUCUUCUUCACCUCCAGGAGCGCGUUGCUGGUGGAAGGCUGGACCCUUGUGGAGCUCUUCACAUAACCAUUGGAGAUGGAGGGAACAGAGAAGGCUUAGCAACCAGGUAAGCUCUCUCUCUCUCUCUCUCUCUCUCUCUCUCUCUCUCUCUCUCUCAGUCUGUCUCUCUCUAUCUCUUUCUUUUUUUGAGAUAAAUCCAUCAUGGGUAAUAAAGGUUUUAAAUUAUUAUUAUUAUUAUUUUUGGGUAAUAGGUACCUUGAUCCUCAACCAGACUGGUCGGCCUUCAGAGAGGCGAGCUUCGGCCAUGGGGAGCUUAAGAUUGUGAAUGGGACCCACUCUCUGUGGACGUGGCAUAGGAACGAUGACGACGAGCCUGUGAGAUCCGACCAGGUGUGGAUAACCUCCUUGGCCAGCUCUGGCUGCCUAUCUCGCCGUCCAGAUAAGCUGGAAUUUGGUAAGAUAUCGGUCGGCCCAUAG